Ipomoea triloba (trilobed morning glory) is the source of this 1641-nucleotide messenger RNA. RefSeq names its product lysine histidine transporter 1-like. The coding region runs from base 195 to 1502 and encodes 435 amino acids. The record is from RefSeq and is a predicted model, not a curated record. Gene Ontology annotation, cellular component: plasma membrane. The transcript has 8 exons. NCBI's taxonomy places the organism in Eukaryota, Viridiplantae, Streptophyta, Magnoliopsida, Solanales, Convolvulaceae.
AGUUGCCAAAAAAGGGAUCUUCUUAUUGAUGUACAAAGAUUCCAACAUUGAUUCACAGAAUCAAUAAUAUAAUUAUCCAUAUAUGAGAUGAGAUUCAUUGCAUCCAUCCUAGUAUCAAAGUUUGCUUCAUUAUUUAUCUGAGACUGGAGGUUGAUUUGGAGGCAGUCCUGUCUCUCAACAACUCCAAUCCAAUCAUGGUUGAUGAAAGAUCAAAGAAGGAAAAGAAUGUUGAUGAAUGGCUUCCAAUUACUUCAUCAAGGAAUGCAAAAUGGUGGUAUUCUGCUUUCCACAAUGUGACUGCCAUGGUUGGAGCUGGUGUCCUUAGUCUCCCUUAUGCCAUGGCACACCUUGGAUGGGGUGCAGGAGUGACUGUGUUGAUCAUAUCAUGGAUUAUAACACUAUACACUCUGUGGCAAAUGGUUGAGAUGCACGAAAUGGUGCCCGGGAAGCGUUUCGACAGGUAUCACGAGCUGGGGCAACACGCGUUUGGUCAGAAGCUCGGGCUGUGGAUUGUGGUGCCUCAGCAGCUGGUUGUGGAAGUUGGGGUGGACAUAGUGUAUAUGGUCACAGGCGGAAAAUCGCUUAAGAAAGUCCAUGAUUUGGUGUGUAAAGACAAUUGCAAAGAUUUCAAACUCUCUUACUUCAUUAUGAUCUUUGCUUCUGUCCAUUUCGGGCUUUCCCAUCUCCCCAACUUCAACUCCAUUUCUGGUGUGUCUUUGGCAGCAGCUUUAAUGUCAUUAAGUUACUCCAUUAUUGCUUGGGUGGCUUCUGUGAGCAAAGGUGUGCAAGCAGAUGUUGAUUAUGGGCCCACAGAUGCAAGCAGAUCAGGCAUGGUUUUCAACUUCUUCAGUGCAUUGGGGGACGUGGCGUUUGCGUAUGCAGGACACAAUGUAGUGCUGGAGAUCCAGGCAACGAUUCCUUCUACGCCUGAGAAGCCCUCGAAAGGGCCUAUGUGGAAGGGGGUUAUUGUUGCUUACAUUGUUGUUGCUGUUUGUUAUUUUCCAGUGGCUCUCGUAGGCUACUGGAUGUUCGGGAACAAGGUGGAGGACAACAUUCUCUUAUCACUCGAGAAACCAACUUGGCUCAUAAUCAUGGCUAACAUGUUUGUAGUUGUUCAUGUCAUUGGCAGCUAUCAGAUCUUUGCCAUGCCUGUUUUUGACAUGAUAGAGACUGUUCUUGUUAAGAAACUGAUGUUCAAACCUACUUGGUACCUACGCUCCAUCGUUAGGAUCACUUAUGUGGCUCUCACCAUGUUUAUUGCCAUUUGCAUCCCUUUCUUUGGAGGGCUUCUUGGAUUCUUUGGAGGAUUCGCUUUCGCCCCAACUACAUACUUUCUCCCGUGCAUUAUGUGGCUUGCUGUUUACAAACCGAAGAAAUUUAGUCUUUCUUGGUGCUGUAACUGGGUGUGCAUUAUACUUGGAGUAGCUUUGAUGAUUUUAGCCCCUAUUGGAGCACUAAGAGCAAUUAUAUUACAAGCCAAGAGCUACAAAUUCUUCUCCUAAAUACAACCUCACACAACAACAACCUCUCAACACACCUUCAAUUUCUAUUGUUUUCAUACUAUAUUUUCAUUGUCUGUUUUGUUUUUAAAUGUUUACGCACUCAAUUUAAGGACUAUUGCAUGCAGUAUUGGUGUUUUAA